GGCGGUUUCAAAAUUUUUAGUUGUCAAAUUAAAGGCUGAAGGAAAGAGAAAAUCCAUUUUGUUUUCUGGAUAAUUUAUCAAAAGUUGUUAAUAUUACAGUUCUAAUAAAUGCGUGAAACAAUCGCAACGUCACAGAAAAUGGAGCAGGUUCUCCAGAUCUUCCCCCCAGCGGAAUUGAAGUUCCGGGGGCCUUUCAAUGUACCAGUUACUUCCUAUAUGAAAUUGACCAACCCUACUGACAUGAAAGUUAUCUUCAAAAUCAAAACCACCGCGCCGAAAAUGUACUGCGUUAGACCGAAUUCGGGGACCAUUGAAGGUAACCACUAGAUAAUACAUAACAUAAACCUCUUUUCACUAUAGAGGGUAAUGGAUCAGUGGAGGUGGCUGUCUGCCUACAACCUUUCCUCUUCAACCCAGAAGAAAAAAACAAACACAAAUUCAUGGUCCAAUCAGCAUUUGCACCAGAAGGAGACUUCAAUAUUGAGACUGUAUGGAGAGAAUUAGAUGCAGAUAAGCUGAUGGAUUCAAAGUUAAAAUGCUUCUUUGAGCUGCCUCCUGACAACAACAAGACUGCUGAGAGUGAGAGUGAAAUGGCAGAUAGCACAACUAAUCUUGAGCUAACGAAAGCAGCCCAAGAAGUGCAACAACUAAAAAAUGAGGAAACAUUCCUACGUCAAGAAAAUGUUCAGCUACAUGAAGAACUUGCACAACUCCAUCAACAAUUGCGGAUCACAAACAUCAACAGGUACCAACCUCCAGAGUUGGACCAGGGGAUUCCCAUCAGUCUGUUUGUGGUUGCAUUUGUCAUGAUCAUAGUUGGUGUGGCGUUGGGCAAAUAUGCGAUUUGAGACAUUCACCUGCCUGGGAUUUUGUUUUAUUCAAAAGGACCACAGCAGUCUGAGACAUAAGUCCUUAUCAGGAAGUAAAGGCUUGUAAAUAUGCAAGACUGAUUGUAAAAUCAUCUUUUUGAGUAGUCAGGUGCAGAGCAAUCAAUAACAAAACUUCGUAUUUCUGGUAUAAAAGAAAUGUCUAUUGUUAAAACCCAUUUCCUUCAAGGCUAUCCCACAUUUUUUUAUUAACUAGCAACUUGAAUAACAAAUUGCUUAUUAUUUUAUAACUGAACUUUCACUAAACCAAAAUGAUUUCAACUCUAUUAAAGAUUUUUAUGAUUUUCUUAAACUCCCAAUUUACUACUUGAAAAUAAUAAGAGCCUUUUGUCGAGCAUCUUGGUAUCGGAAUUGUUAGACAAAGUUUCUAGAGUUAUUUUCUGUGCCACACUUAUAUAGUACAAGGUGUUCCAAAAACGUAAGGUACCAGACACAUCUACUUUUGAAAUAGCAAAGCAAAGCAUAAAAAUCGAAGAUAAGUACACACUGGUCAUUCAAAAACACAAGUUCGUUAACUUCUUCAAUUUCCAAUGUUUGGGGCUGUCCUGGUCUACUACUACUGUGAUCACUUCAAAGGCCCUUGUAAGAGAUAAACAAACCUACGCAUUGCAGGGUGGAGCAUCUAGGAAACAAUCUGAGUACACUCAUCAGUCUAUUGAAGACUCUCACUAUAAACUAAUAUCUAAUGUGCCCUUAUAAACAAACAAUUUGGUUUACUUAUUGAGCGAGAGGCGUCUGGAUCUAAUAUUGAUGCACGUCGGAAUCGAAUAACUCUGCUUUAGAGUUUAUGUAUAAAAUUUUAUUCUUACAAUAACUACAAACUGUGUAAAAGAAGGUUCCACGUUCAAGAAAAUCCUGUAUAGUGUUUUAAAUGAGUUUUGUCUUGACAAGAUCAUCUCUACAGUUGUCUUUCGUCUAUCUGUACAAAAAUCAUUUACCAUUAUACUGAAAACUUAUUUUUUCAUUCCAAUCUCAUUAUUAUAGUGCCUUCUUUACAACUUCGAUGCAAAUGGCCAGAAGUAUGCAGGUAAAAGAUUUUAUAUCAUAGUAGUUAUUUUGAAAAGCAGCUGAAAUGGAAUAAUGGAGACAUUGAAGACAUUUUAUGAUUACCCUAUUUAGCUUUUUGUUUUUGAUUUUGUGGGGUGAUAUUUUUUUAUUGGCAUGUAAUAGUCGUUCACGGUGUGUUUUUUUUAAAUUUAGGUAAUAAAACAUUAAUAGAAUAUUUUUGAAAACGUGUUGUUUCACCGAAAUGCAAAAUUUCCAGUUAAGUAGGUCAAUUCUGUACAUUGCAUACUUUUGAAUCACAUCAAUACGUCAUUUUCGACAAAAUUACAUUUAUUUCAAUAUAUUGCUGUACAGGGAGGAUUACAUGAUUACUCUUUUCAAACAAGGUAGCUCAUGAUAUACUUAAAUCUACCCUGUGUGUAUAGUGUUGAUAUGAUAUUAGCUAAUAGGUCGUAUAUAUUAGAAUUAUGAUAUUUGUGAAGAUGUAUUGAAACUUAAUUCUUCUUGAUAUUAAAAUCUAGACAUGUAGAGUAGUUGAGUCAAGGAAGGUUGCACCAUGAAAAUUAAUUGCCGUAUAUUCGUAAUUUGUACUAGUAAUUACACGUCUUCAAAGUGACAUAUUGGCUAUAAAAAACUCUUAUAGUCUCCACUUCGCCAGAAAGACAUUUUCUGUUUGUACUGAGAAUGCAGUAUCAUUCCUACUGUAGAGCCAUCCCAAAUAUUUUAUGCAUUUUUUGUAUUGCUUAUGUCCAACAAAAUAUUUUUACAGUUUCAUAGAUAUGAGGCCACCUAUAAUUUAUUUAUUUUAAAUAGUGCUGCCUAGCAAAGAUGUAGGAUGUGUUCAGUGAAAUACAUGUUUUGGUUCACUUACAAGUAUUUAAUUCCCUGACCGUUGGAGUUUGGAUGGUAUUUAAAUUUUUUACAUAAUCAACUCACUGCGUGUUUGCACACAACCUGUUUUGCUGUCAGUAUUUUUUAUUUUACCUUAACGAAAUAUUUUGAAGGCAAUCAAACUCGAGUUUAUAACUUUUGAUAACUGUAGAUAUUUGUAUAUUAAAUGUGUGUUCUUAACCAUUACACCUUUCAUUAAAUGUUUGUAUUCAAAUUGUAUUAAUAAAUUGUGUAUAGCAUUUAAAA
Messenger RNA from Acanthoscelides obtectus, 3029 nucleotides. The record is from the annotation of a GenBank genome assembly. NCBI's taxonomy places the organism in Eukaryota, Metazoa, Arthropoda, Insecta, Coleoptera, Chrysomelidae.